Gadus chalcogrammus (walleye pollock) is the source of this 1683-nucleotide messenger RNA. RefSeq lists its product as uncharacterized. NCBI's taxonomy places the organism in Eukaryota, Metazoa, Chordata, Actinopteri, Gadiformes, Gadidae. The record is from RefSeq and is a predicted model, not a curated record. The coding region runs from base 81 to 1550 and encodes 489 amino acids. The transcript is spliced from 2 exons.
CCUACCGACCACGUCUCACACACACAUACACUCCAUGGGCACCACACACACGCAUCCGCACGCCUUUUCCCCGCCACGCUAUGGUGCACACGUGUGUGGUGUCUGGUUGUAGGAACAGACGAACCCCGGGGACCGCCUUAUCGUUUUACCGGUUCCCCCGGGACCCGGAGAGGAAGCAGCGCUGGGUCGACGCGGUGAACCGGCAGGGAUGGCAGCCGAACGACGGCAGUCGUCUCUGUAGUAGUCACUUCAUCUCCGGAAAGCAGGUGAAGAACCCUCGUUCCCCAGACUACGUUCCCUCCCUCUUCUCUCCUCCGGCCCCCGACAUGAGGGAACCAGCGGACAUGAAGGAACCAGAAGAUUCGGAGCUCCGGGACAAACAGCAAGCCCAGGUGGAGGCCGCCAAUGCCCUGCUCUUCCUGCAGGGCCAGGGCCGGGACCCAAUCCAGACCCAGACCCCUAAAGAAGACCGCCCUGGACCCGAGACCCCCUCGUCGCCCCCCAGUGCCGACGAUGGCGACAAUGAGGAGGCGCGGGACGCUAACUUUGCGAGGGGUAGCAAGAGAGGACGGGUGGCCGUGAAGGAGGAGGAGUCGGUGGGUCUGGAGGGGGCGCUCGGUGCGCUGCAGAACGAGAACCAGGCCCUUAGGGAGGCGCUGGAGAAGAUGUCCCUGUCGGAGAGCUCCCUGAGGAACGACCCGGAGAAGGUUCGCUUCUACACGGGCCUGCCCAACUACUACGUCCUGGAGACGGUCAUGUGGCUGCUGGCGCCGCACAUGGACGACACCACCAAGACCUCGCCCAAGAACCCCAUGCGUCUCUCCAAGUUCCAGCAGCUGCUGCUCACCCUGGUGCGGCUGCGGCUGGACCUCCGCCACCAGGACCUGGCGUACCGCUUCGGCGUGCGCCUCGGCACGGUGACCAGGGCGGUGCGCCGCGCGGUGGACGUCAUGUCGUCCACGCUGGUGCCCACCGCCGUCUUCUGGCCCUCCAGGGCCGAGCUGCGCAAGAACUUGCCCGCCGCGGUGCGCGCCGCGCACCCCGACUGCGCGGUCAUCAUCGACUUCUUCACGGUGUCCCUCGAGCGGCCUCCGACCGCCCCCCCCCACGGGGACCGACCGGGGAGGGCGGGGCCGGGCGGGAACACUCUCAAGUACCUGAUCGGCGUGGCGCCGCAGGGCGUGGUCACCUUUGUCUCCGGGGGCGUGGCCGGCGACGUCGGCGACAAGACCCUGGUGGAGGGGUGCGGCUUCCUCUGCAAGCUCCUCCCAGGCGACGUGGUGCUGGCCAGUCACGGCCUGGACAUCGGCGAGUCGGUGGCGGCCCGGGGGGCGUCGUUCAAGAUUGCCGGGGGCGGAUCAGAGCGAGGGAGCGCCCACUCUCUGCUGGGACACGUGGAGAAGGUCAUCGCCAUGGUGAGGCGGCGCUACGCCGUGCUGACGGGGCCCGUGGAGAGCUGCUUCGCCUCCGACCGCUCCGCCUUCGACAAGGUGGUGCAGGUGGCGUGCGCCCUGAACAACCUGUGCAUCUCCGCCGCGCCACUCGAGUGACAGCGGUCAGGGCGAGGGCACCUCUCUCCUCAUUGCCCAUUGCUGCCUGUAAUUGGUCACCAAUACGCAAUUUCCCUUUUAGUUUUGUAUGCCGGGCCCUUUAGUGCCGUUUGGAGUAUAUUUGAGACCAAAA